AUGUUGACAGGAGUACUCGUGGUAAUAUUGGUUAUUUUGAUCGUCUCUUAUGGAUGGCAUAUUCAUCGAGCUUAUAGUGUCUUCAUUCGUCUUGGUAUUCCUGGUCCGCCAACACGAUUCUUUUUCGGGAACUUCUUGGAUAUUCUCAAAACUGAUCGCAUUUCAUUAGCGAUUCAAACAUGGACUGAAAAAUAUGGAAAGAUAUUCGGCUAUUUCGAAGGACACACGCCGAUUCUUGUCAUAUCCGAUCCUGAUAUUUUACAAGAUGUUUUUAUCACAUCAUUCUCCAAUUUUCAUUCUCGUCGUGAAAUUUUAUUUGCCGAAUCUAAGGCCAAAAAUGCUCAUCUGUUUGUUGCUCGUGGUCUUCGUUGGAAACGGCCACGAUUUAUUAUCAAUCCGACAUUUUCAUCUUUAAAACUCAAACAAAUGUCUCCAUUAAUCAAUCACAGUGUCGAUAUUCUCAUGGAAAAAAUGGCUGAACAACAUCAAUGCGGUCAAUCGUUUGAUAUAUUUGUGUUUUUCAAACGUUUUACCAUGGAUACAAUUUGGUCAUGUGGAUUUGGUCUGGAUACGAAUAUGCAGCAUGAUCUGAAUAAUCAGUAUCUUCUAUAUUCACAAAGAGUCUUAACUAAGGAAUUUUGUCUUACCAAAUUGGUUAUUUGUUUUAUAUUUAUGAAUGAAUUAAAAUGGCUUUGA
Rotaria sp. Silwood2 is the source of this 696-nucleotide messenger RNA. Lineage: Eukaryota; Metazoa; Rotifera; Eurotatoria; Philodinida; Philodinidae. The record is from the annotation of a GenBank genome assembly.